GAUUGAUUUUGAGGGGAAUUAGCCGUGUAUUACGGGACGUGCGAAAUAGAAAUCCGCUCAAUAGGUGAUAAAUUCUCUCGAAGAAAAUUUUCGCAUCGUCGUUGCGGUUCGGCUUCAUUGCUUCGCACGAGGUGUAAGAUUGCACGAGUGGCUUCUCUCCUUCGACGACGUUCCGUCUGCCUGUCGGAUCGGAAGUGGCGACAUUUUCAUCGGAAGUAAUGACGGGAGCUCGCUAGGUUGUGAAGGAUGGAGAUUCAAUUCUCAGUUUUCGUUCAUAUGGUGCUGCUAUAAAGGUCUCAUCCAACAUUGCUCUUCUCAAAUCAAAAGCAUUUGAUGAUUUAUAUAUUUGUGAGCUUUCUCUAACUUCAGGAGGUUAGAUGUGAGGCCAGAUCGUUCAAAUAUGCAUUUACGAACCAGCACUGGAGAUGUUAGUAGACACAGUGUUUCCAAUACACCAAGUUGCUCUAGUCAUACUUCCGGACAAGAUGACAUUGAAUCUUUGGGUGAUGUCUACAUCUGGGGAGAGGUUUGGAGUGAUGGGAUCUCACCAGAUGGUCACAGUAAAUCUCUUUGCUUAAAAGUAGAUGCCUUGCUUCCAAAAGCUUUAGAGUCUAAUGUCGUUAUAGAUGUUCAUCAAAUUGCUAGUGGCUUCAGGCAUGCUGCCCUUGUUACUCGGCAGGGAGAAGUAUUUACAUGGGGUGAAGAAUGCGGUGGUAGACUUGGGCAUGGAACUGAUAUUGAUAUUAGUCGACCUCGUUUAGUUGAAUCAUUAGCAUUAUCCAAUGUGGAUUCUGUUGCAUGUGGCGAGUUUCAUACUUGUGCUAUAACUACAGCAGGUGACUUGUUUACUUGGGGUGAUGGAGCUUAUAAUACUGGACUUCUUGGCCAUGGUAUUGAGGCCAGCCAUUGGAUGCCUAAGAGAGUUUCUGGACCUUUGGAAGGAUUUCAAGUGUCUUUAGUUGCAUGUGGCACAUGGCAUACUGUACUGGCUACUUCAAAUGGAAAAAUAUAUUCAUUUGGUGAUGGUUCAUUUGGUGUUUUGGGCCAUGGUGAUCGAGAGAGUGUUGCUUAUCCCAGGGAAAUCGAAUCUUUGAGUGGUUUACGAACCAUUAGGAUUGCAUGCGGAGUGUGGCAUACGGCCGCAAUUGUAGAAGUAAUGGGACAUGCUGGUACGAAUGUUGUAUCACGUAAACUCUUUACAUGGGGCGAUGGCGAUGGAUACCGUCUAGGCCAUGGUGAUAAGGAAGCAAGAUUGGUUCCAACUUGUGUUGCAUCACUUAUUGAUUACAACUUUCAUCAGUUGGCUUGCGGACAUAAUAUUACCAUUGCCCUCUCAACUUCUGGGCAUGUUUUCACCAUGGGACAUUCCAUGUAUGGCGAGCUCGGAAAUCCACAAUUUGAUGGUAAAGUUCCCUGUUUAGUGCAAGAUAGAUUAGUAGGUGAGUUAGUUGAAGAGAUUGCUUGUGGAUCCCAUCAUGUUGUGGUAUUAACUUCACGAAGUGAAGUUUAUUCAUGGGGAAGAGGUGCUAAUGGAAGACUAGGACAUGGAGAUACUGAUGACAGAAAGACACCCAUUCUUGUUGAAGCUUUGAAAGACAGGCAUGUUAAGAGUAUCUCUUGUGGCUCUAAUUUCACAGCAUGUAUUUGCAUGCAUAAGUGGGUAUCUAGUGCUGACCAAUCGGUCUGCACCGGCUGUCGACAAGCAUUUGGAUUUACUAGAAAAAGACAUAAUUGCUAUAAUUGUGGUCUAGUAUAUUGUCAUGCUUGCAGUUCCAGAAAAGUUUUGAAAGCUGUAUUGGCACCAACUCCAGGCAAACCUCAUCGGGUAUGUGAUUCAUGCUAUUCGAAACUUAAAGCUGCGGAAACUGGUAUGCCUUUGGUUGUUGGUAGAAAUAAUGUGAUUUCUCGUCAAUCUAUUGAUACUAGGGAAAUGUUUGAGAAGGGAAAAAUUAGAUAUUCAAGGCUUUUACUUGUUCCUAAGGAGUUGGGAAGAUAUAAUGAUAUUAGAUAUAGUAAGAAUCAACGAACUUCAAACCGAAUUUCUCAAGUUUCAUCUCGUUCACAGCUAAAAGAUAUUGCCUUCCCAAGCUCAUUGAGCUUACUUCAAACGACUUCAAGGCCAAUCAUGACACCGACAGCACCUCCACCAUUGCCUGCUGCAAAUUCUAAGUUUGUAACUCCAUACUCAUGGAAGCCAAACCCUUCACUAUCUACAACUCCUGAUUUUUCUGGAAACUUAAUGGAGACUAUAAAGAGGACUAAUGAGCACUGGGAUAGAGAAGUCCUAAAGCUGCAAGGGGAGAUCAAAAGUCUUAAACAAAAACUAGAAAUACAAGAUGCAGUUGCACAUAAUGUUUCAAAUGAAGCUAAAGAAGUUUUUGUAGCUGCACAAGAAUCUGCUAAGUUUAAUGCUGCCAUUGAGCUUAUCAGGACAAUUGAAGCCCAGAUGAAGGAUGUAGCUCAGAAAGUCCCUAAUGACCUAGGUGACAACAUAAAAUCAAUGAUUAUUUCAGCAGAAUUGUUUCUAGAAAAUAACAAAACCCGAGCUUCAGAGCUGCCUUCAAGUGCCACACCAAGCAUAGAGUCUCCUAAUACUCAAGUACAUCAGAAAAAUGGCUUUGAAAACUCUACCGAUGACAAUGCUCAAAAUAAUAUUAAAUCGGUCAUUAAUGAUAUCAGAGUUACUGCAGAUCACCAAAGCAUGGAGAGUAGCUCAAGGUCACCUCGAGCUUCUAAAAGAAUAAUUAACAACAAGGGAGAAGUAGAAUUGAUGGAGCAAUUUGAGCCUGGUAUAUAUGCGACUCUUUUGCAGUUACUAGAUGGCACUAAGCUCUUCAAAAGAGUCAAAUUCAGCAAGCGAAGAUUUUCCGAGCAGGAGGCAGAAGAUUGGUGGAAAAAAAAUCAGGAAAGAGUGUUCAGAAAAUACAAUUAUUCUAUUCCUAUUAGCUCGAAUGAUUCUUCUAGUACACCUUAAUAUAUAGUAGAUGCAUUCUGGAAAGUGCUUAUGAAAACGUUGCACUCGCCUUGGGAACGAUGCAAGAAGGCACAUUGUUUUGAAGGUGAAAAUCAUGAUAAAUUUUUAUUUUUUUUGAUAAGAUCUAUAUUUUUGUUUAGGUAGAGCAUUUAGAUGACGAUAAUGUUCGAAAGUGAGAGCAUUCAUAGUUCUCUCACUCUUUUUCUUCAACAUGUAUAAAGUCCUGAGUUUUGUAUUCUUUUGUAUGAUAGAUAGUUAUCUUAAAGGUAAAAGUUUUAUGCUGAAAAUUGUGAGCAUAUAUUGUCUGCACGCACGAGCUCAUUGUUCUAAUAAUUGGAUAAAUCUACCUUAG
This is a messenger RNA of Dendrobium catenatum, 3326 nucleotides long. RefSeq names its product PH, RCC1 and FYVE domains-containing protein 1. The coding region runs from base 401 to 2974 and encodes 857 amino acids. The transcript has 5 exons. The record is from RefSeq and is a predicted model, not a curated record. Lineage: Eukaryota; Viridiplantae; Streptophyta; Magnoliopsida; Asparagales; Orchidaceae. Gene Ontology annotation, molecular function: metal ion binding.